Molecule: messenger RNA, 854 nt
Organism: Lactuca saligna
Lineage: Eukaryota; Viridiplantae; Streptophyta; Magnoliopsida; Asterales; Asteraceae
Source: the annotation of a GenBank genome assembly
CAAACAAGAACUGAACCGGGCAUGAAUUUGAAAAUGUGAGGAAUUGCCAUCGGAAACCCUACGCAGUCGAUAAACGCAUAUAAAACCCAUCUUCUAUGCCUAUGCCUACGCUUGCCUUCAUCAUUCAUAAUCACAUUCAUCUUGUUUUUGUGAGCCAAUCACAUUCCUCCAAUUUCGGAAUGUGAGUUGCAGGAAUUUACGCUUAAAACAAGAAGAAGAAGAAGAAGAUAUAGAAAGAGAUUAUGGGGUUUCUUUCAAACAAAAUCGAAAGGAAUGAGAUCAAAGCAGGCGACCACAUCUACACUUACAGAGUCGUUUUUGCUUACUCUCACCAUGGCAUCUAUGUUGGAGACUGUGGAUUCAGACGACGUGGAAGUGGGGUUGUGAUUUCCUGCCUGAACUGCUUCCUCCAAAAUGGGGACCUCUACCGGUUUGAAUACGGUGUAAGCAAAGCUGAAUUCUUUGCCAAAGUACGAGGUGGCAGUUGCACGACUGCCACGUCAGAUGAUGAAGCGGAUACAGUCAUCCACAGAGCCAUGUAUCUGCUUCAUAAUGGAUUUGGGAACUACGAUGUGUUUAGGAACAACUGUGAGGACUUUGCUUUAUACUGCAAGACAGGGCUUUUGAUAGUUGAAAAGGAGGGUGGGUCUGGGUCUGGAAGAAGCGGACAGAUUUCAUCUGUAUUGGGUGUUCCGGUGGCGGCCAUUCUAUCGUCUCCCUUGAAAUUUGUGAUACCAACUCCGGUGGUUGUGACUGUCACAGCCGGCAUGUAUUGCAUCACCAGAUACGCAACUGAUAUUGGAGUUAGAGAUGAUGUUGUCAAGGUAAAUGUGGAGGAUUUACAACAAAAAUGA